Messenger RNA from Pantherophis guttatus, 1440 nucleotides. Its product is annotated as carbonyl reductase [NADPH] 1-like. The record is from RefSeq and is a predicted model, not a curated record. Lineage: Eukaryota; Metazoa; Chordata; Lepidosauria; Squamata; Colubridae. Gene Ontology annotation, molecular function: carbonyl reductase (NADPH) activity.
UCAGCCAAUUGCCUAUUGAGAGAAAAGCAAGUUGGUCGGAAGGUAGGUUUCCCAUUGGGUGGAGAGCUCGCUCCUCUUCUCACAUUGUUCUGGCAAGAACUUGCUGCCGCUUUUCGUGUGACUGAGAAAGGGAAAAUGUCUAGUACACGAGUAGCUGUGGUAACUGGAUCCAACAAAGGCAUUGGUCUGGCUAUUGUGAGAGCCCUGUGCAACCAGUUCUCGGGGGAUGUGUAUUUGACAGCCCGGGACCCUGAACGAGGCAAAGCAGCAGUGACACAACUGUCAGGAGAAGGAUUAAAACCACUUUUCCACCAACUGGAUAUUGCUGAUCUCAAGAGUAUCCAAACCCUCCGUGAUUUCCUCAAGGAAAAAUAUGGAGGAUUGGAUGUGCUAGUCAACAAUGCUGGGAUUGCUUUCAAAGUUGCAGAUACAACCCCAUUUGCUGUACAAGCAGAAGUCACACUGAGAACAAACUUCAUUGCAACCAUGAAUGUUUGCACAGAACUGCUGCCACUAUUGAAACCCAAUGGGAGAGUAGUCAAUGUAUCUAGCGUGCUUUCAAUUUCAGCAUUGUCCAGAUGCAACCAGGAUCUGCAGAAGAAAUUUCGGAGUGACACAAUCACUGAAGAGGAACUAGUGAAACUCAUGGAAAAAUUUGUGGAAGAUUCCAAGAAGGGAGUGCAUGAGAAGGAAGGCUGGCCAAGUACUACUUAUGGAGUAUCUAAAAUAGGAGUGACAGUUUUAUCAAGAAUUCAGGCAAGGCUGUUGAACGAGACAAGAAAAAACGAUGGUAUUCUCCUGAAUGCUUGUUGUCCUGGGUGGGUCAGAACAGAUAUGGCAGGUCCCAGAGCCACAAAAAGUCCAGAUGAGGGAGCUGAGACUCCAGUUUAUUUAGCACUUUUACCUCCUGGUGCUACUGAACCCCAUGGCCAAUUUGUUAGUGAAAAGAAAGUUCAGAAAUGGUAACUCUGCUACUGCAUUAUGCUUCUGUAUAUAAGCACUGGAAGUUUUAGAUGCUACAAAGAUCUUGGCAGUUAAGAAGCAAAAAGAAAAUUGGGUUCCUUGGAACCCUGACAGAUCUUUGCUACGGGUAUAUCCUCUAGCAGUUGUCCCAAGCUCCUAUGCCAUGGAGGUGAGAACCAACAUACAGCAGAUUGAAGUAAAAUGCAUCCAGUUGCUUAGUAACAUCACUGUUUAAUCUUUUGCUGAGGGUGACAAUUAGUGUUGUAUUUUAGUAACAACCUUAGGGAUUCUCACUCUUCUCUAGAUUUGGGUAGCUUUUCAAUAUUGGCUUUUAAGAUAAUACAUUGUAAAGAUUUAUAAAGCACACAUGCAUAAUCCUUUUUUAGUUAAGAUAGCUUUCUGUAAUUUAUUAAUUGUGUCAUUUUGAAAACAAAUCUUGACUAUAUAAAACAGUAAAUAAAGUUUAUGAUUAAAUAA